Molecule: messenger RNA, 2310 nt
Organism: Ascochyta rabiei
Lineage: Eukaryota; Fungi; Ascomycota; Dothideomycetes; Pleosporales; Didymellaceae
Product: Chromatin assembly factor 1 subunit
Exons: 5
Coding region: 1-2310 (769 amino acids)
Biological process (GO): nucleosome assembly; DNA replication-dependent chromatin assembly
Cellular component (GO): CAF-1 complex; nucleus
Molecular function (GO): protein binding
Source: RefSeq, a predicted model, not a curated record
AUGAAGGCUGCACCGCUGCUGGUGUCCUGGCACAACGAGAACGCACCCAUAUACUCUGCCCACUUCGAACCCUCCGGCAAGGGACGACUAGCAACAGCUGGAGGAGACAACAAUGUGCGGCUCUGGAAGGUUGACAGCAACGGAGAAGACCGCAAGGUCACCUAUCUCUCCACCCUAGUCAAGCACACACAAGCCGUGAACGUUGUGAGGUGGAGUCCACGAGGCGAGGUGCUUGCCAGUGCUGGUGACGACGGCAAUAUACUCCUCUGGGUGCCAGCUGAGAACCAGACAAACACACACAACUUCGAAGAAGGUCUGGAAGACAAGGAGUCAUGGCGAGUCAGGACAAUGUGCAGGUCUAUAGGAUCUGAGAUAUACGAUCUCGCUUGGUCACCCGACGGCGUGUACUUCAUCACGGGCAGUAUGGACAAUGUUGCCCGCAUCUACAACGCCCAAACAGGAGCUAUUGUACGGCAAAUCGCCGAGCACAACCAUUACGUGCAAGGUGUAGCGUGGGAUCCUUUGAACGAGUUCAUUGCGACACAAUCGUCGGAUCGCUCAGUACACAUCUAUACCUUGAAGACAAAAGACGGCAAAUUUGCGCUUGAUCCACACAACAAGGUCGCGAAAAUGGACCUUCCCGCUCGACGCAUAUCCUCGAACAGUCCUGCGCCUCCCGACUUUGGCGCUCGAGCUUCAUUUGCUGUCGACUCUGCCCUCAGCGUUGGCUCUCCUGUGCCUUCAAUGCCUGGCACUCCACAGUCCCUGGCUUUGCCUGCCAUGCAUCCACCACCUACAUCCCACAGUCGCCGUUCUUCCUUCGGUGCUAUGUCAUCACCGUCAGUGCGUCGCUCUGCUUCGCCAGCACCAUCGAUGCCUUUACCCGCAGUCAUGCCCAACUCACCCAGCUUGAGCAGCAUUGGCACCCUUGGUGUUCGCAAUGCACCUAUCUACUUCAACGAGACUUUGACCUCAUUCUUUCGACGUCUGACCUUCGCCCCUGACGGAAGCCUGCUCUUCACUCCCGCCGGACAGUACAAAGCUCUCAACCCAUCGUUGGCAGAUGUUGGCAAGCCAACCGAAGACAUCACCAACACCGUGUAUAUCUACACUCGGGCUGGCUUAAACAAACCUCCGGUUGCCUUCUUGCCUGGACACAAAAAGCCCUCGGUGGCCGUGCGUUGCUCGCCUGUCUAUUAUACCCUACGCCAGAGUGGUCCACCUACCAAGCAUGUCACUAUCGAUACGUCUAUGGACGACGACAUGCCGUCUCUCCCAGAACCCGUACUGCCCUCCAUGCAUCCCACAUCACACUCCUCGAUGGACCCACCACCUAUCACAAGUGCGCCCUCGCCCGCACCAGCAGCGUCACCCGCGCCGGCAGAAGGCGAAGGUCCACCAUCUGGUCCGCCGUCAGCAUUCAGUCUGGGCUAUCGUAUGAUCUACGCGGUUGCAACUCAGGAUGCGAUCCAUAUUUAUGACACCCAACAACAAAAGCCACUGUGCAUUGUCAGCAACCUGCACUUUGCCACAUUCACUGACCUCACCUGGUCGAGUGACGGGUCGACUCUGCUCAUGACGUCUUCAGACGGAUUUUGCUCCGCUAUCACCUUCAACCCUGGCGAAUUGGGAGAGAAGUACACGGGACCUCUCGCCUCGCAAAGCAAACGGCAAGCGACUCCAGCUGCGAUCAACAUCAGCGCCGCACAAUCGUCGAACCACUCCACCCCCACAGCAACCCCAACGGGCAUAAACAUUCCCAUCCAGACCAUAGAGAAAGCGCCAGCCAUGCAACGACAACCUUCGGCAGGGUUUCCUGCAUCGCCAAGUUCGUUCGUACCUGCAAGGCCUGGCAGUCCGACAAGAAGUAACUCUGUCUCAAGCAUUGCCACGGCAUCGUCAUUCGCCCCAGGCGUUGCUGACUCAGGCUCUAUGAACGCACCUACUCCAGCAAUGUCCUCGGUACCUAGUCUCGCGGCAGCAAACUCUGGCCCUGUUCCUACGUGGACACCACCACUCACUCCGGCGCACGGGCAAGGCAAUACCCACAGUGCAAGCAGCUCUGUAAGCGGUGUUCCGGCAAUGCUACCCGGAGGAAGAGAAAGCGAACAAAGCGAGUCAGGUCGUGAAGAUAUCGCAGUGUCUGGCCUGAGGAAGCGCGAUCUGCAGUCUGUACCAGAAGAUGACGGUCGAGAGAGCAAGAAGAGGCGCAUUGCGCCUAUACCUGUCACUAUGGCGAACGAGGGCGACAGUGCGAUCGUGAGUGAGGAGAACACACCUGCACCAGCGGCCCCCGGUCAGCACCGAUGA